UAAUGUUACCCAGAGUAAUGCACAGAGAUGGAGGGAAAUAGACAUCACCAUCUUGUAGAGCAUAAGAAAUAGCAUAGACAAUACAGGUAUAGCUGCUACAGUCUCCUGUUUACCUUGAAAUUAUGAAAAUAUCCACUGCAUAUCACCCUCACAACAGCCAGAUUUCUUAAUGUCACAUUUUCUAUAAUUCCUCCUUACCGCAACUCAUCUGUACCCUUCACACUCAAGGCAGGAAGUUCUGUAGUAAGAUGAAGUCAGUGCAUUUAUUUCUGCUGUUAUCAGUGGCAAUUAUUGCUCUCUUAGUGUUUGAUAUAGCAUUGGCUGCAACAGAUGAAAGAAAAUCAACUAGUUUUGGUGGAUGUCAAGGAGGAUGAGGAAGAGUCUACUGUGGUUGAUGAUGAAACUUCAAUUCCCAAUCCAGUGGAUCCAGAUAAGAUUUUUAUUCCAACUAAAGAAUGGCAAACAGUUCAAGAAGAUCAAGUACUGCUUCCUGGACUUCAUGUUCGUUUUAAUCUCCAAAUGGGAUUAAAGGAAGCUAAACUCUUAGAUGGAGACGAUGGUACAAAUUAUCUGGAAGCUGUGGAGCGAGUAAGAAAGGCAGGGCAUACUGGCUUCACUCACACUAUAAUAGCCUCCCAGCCACCAGAUUCACAGGGGAAAAAAGAGGCAAAAGAGGAAGACCAAGUUGCUGCAGAGAUGAGAAAGGAGAUACUAGAAGCUCUGAAGAACAUCAAAAAUGAAGAUGGGAAAACUCCAGAGGUUGAUAAAGUGAUAGCAGCAAUGGGCAGUAUGGUAAAAGUGUGCCGAUACCAGUUCCACGAAGCCCUUCCUCUGUUGAGAAGCUUAGCCAACACAUAUGAUGACUUGGCUUACAAGGAGCAGUUUCAGGAUGAUGAUGAUGAUGAUGGAGGCUAUGCCUUGUUUAAGAGUCUUGCUGAUAUGAUAUCCAGACUAGUCCAAGAUAUCAGAGGAAAGAAUGAACUGUAAGAUCUUUUUGUAUCAUUAUUAUUAGUUGUACAUUAUUUAUUAUAUAAGCAGAAAUAACAGAAAAAUUUAAUGAUUUUCUAUGAAUAUCACAAGGCACUAGAAUUUCAUCUGGAAAGAUACAUGCACAUGUAUAAUAUAUACAUGCACUCACAUGCAUAAAUACACCCAUGCACACAGACAUUGGUUUUCUCAUUAUAUUUCAUGUUUCAUUUAAGGUAUUAUAUACAGUCAUAUGAUGUUUGUUUUGUGCUAUGUUGAAAUAAUAAAAAAAAGAAAUUCAA
Molecule: messenger RNA, 1268 nt
Organism: Penaeus monodon (black tiger shrimp)
Lineage: Eukaryota; Metazoa; Arthropoda; Malacostraca; Decapoda; Penaeidae
Gene: Sil1
Product: nucleotide exchange factor SIL1-like
Source: RefSeq, a predicted model, not a curated record